Messenger RNA from Gavia stellata (red-throated loon), 1315 nucleotides. It is a transcript of the gene SEC14L2, whose product is annotated as SEC14 like lipid binding 2. Lineage: Eukaryota; Metazoa; Chordata; Aves; Gaviiformes; Gaviidae. Bases 1 to 1233 code for a protein of 410 amino acids. The record is from RefSeq and is a predicted model, not a curated record. Gene Ontology annotation, cellular component: cytoplasm. The transcript has 12 exons.
AUGAGCGGCCGCGUCGGGGACCUCAGCCCGCGGCAGGCGGAGGCACUGGCCCAGUUUCGGGAGAACCUGCAGGACGUGCUGCCCUCCCUGCCCUCCCAAGAUGACUAUUUCCUCCUGAAAUGGCUCCGAGCACGCUGCUUCGACCUGCCCAAGUCGGAGGCGAUGCUCCGCAAGCACGUUGAGGUCCGCAAGCACAUGGACGCCAACAACAUCAUGGCCUGGGAGGCCCCCGAGGUGAUCAGGAAGUACAUGUCGGGGGGGAUGUGCGGCUACGACCGGGAGGGCAACCCCGUCUGGUACGAGAUCAUCGGGCCGCUGGACGCCAAGGGGCUGCUCUUCUCCGCCUCCAAGCAGGACCUGCUCAAGAACAAGUUCCGCGACUGCGAGCUGCUGCGGCUAGAGUGCGAGCGGCAGAGCCAGAAGCUGGGCAAGAAGGUCGAGGUGGUGCUGAUGGUCUACGACUGCGAGGGCCUGGGCUUGAAGCACCUCUGGAAGCCAGCCGUGGACACGUACGGGGAGCUUCUGUCCAUGUUUGAGGAGAAUUACCCCGAGUCUCUCAAGCGCCUGUUUAUUGUGAAAGCCCCCAAGAUCUUCCCCGUGGCCUACAACCUCAUCAAGCACUUCCUGAGCGAGGACACCCGCAAGAAGGUUGUGGUCCUGGGAUCCAACUGGAAGGAGGUCCUGCAGAAUUACAUUGACCCCGAGCAGAUCCCGGUGGAGUACGGGGGCACCCUGACGGACCCCGACGGGGACCCCAAGUGUACGAGCAAGAUCAACUACGGGGGGGACGUGCCCCAGCACUACUACGUGAGGGACCAGCUGGCGCAGCAGUACGAGCACACGGUGGUGGUCAACCGCGGCUCGUCCCACCAGGUCGAGUACGAGAUCCUCUUCCCCGGCUGCGUCCUCAGGUGGCAGUUCAGGUCAGAGGGAGCCGACGUGGGUUUCGGGGUGUACCUGAAGACGAAGAUCGGGGAGCGGCAGCGGGCGGGCGAGAUGACCGAGGUCUACCCCAACCAACGCUACAACUCCCACAUGGUGCCCGAGGACGGCUCCCUCACCUGCUCCACGCCCGGCAUCUACGUCCUGCGCUUCGACAACACCUACAGCUACCUCCAUGCCAAGAAAGUGAGCUACAGCGUGGAGGUGCUGCUGCCUGACGCCGCCUCCGCCCAGCAGAUCCAGAAGCUGGGGGACAAGCUCAGCGAGGUGGCCCUCAACCACAGCCCCUAGCAACGGCCCCCCCCAAAGCCUGGGGUUCCCCCCACAUCACAGGGGACCCCGAGGUCCCAUGGCUGGGCAGGCGGCUGCUCUG